UGUGUGCCUUCUGCACGUUGAAAGACUUAUACAGCUACUAUAUUCAUAGACUGAAAGAGCCCGGCAUUUUAAGGAACGACAACAAAUGCAAGAAGACGAACUGGCGAAGGAAAUGGCAAGACUGAAGUGGAUGCAGACAAGAGAUGAGAAGUUUAGGCAACAUAUAAGAGAGAAUAGUGUUGAGUUGAGAGAGCUUGAAGCUAAACUUCGUGCUGGUUACAUGAAUAGAGAGAGAGCUGCUCAACUUGCAGAAAAGCAGGCUCUGAUUGAGGCAAUAAAGUCAGAUGAUGCAUAUAUGACUGCUCGAAUGAAGGAAGAAUAUGAUAGAGCCACUGCAGCUGAACUGGAGCAAGACAGGAAAAAAUGGGAAGAAAGUGUUCAGUAUCACCGCGAGCUUGAGAAGCAACUGGAUGAGCAAGAGCAAAAGAAGCAAAAGGCUUAUGAGGAAUUUCUGAAGGAGAAACUGAUGAUUGAUGAGAUUGUGAGAAAAAUAUAUGAGGAGGAUAAGAGAGAAAUAGAACGUCGUCUUGAACAGCAACAUGCCACACAGCAGUAUGUUCAAGAGUUUCUAGCAAAGCGAGAAGGGUGGAAGAAAUUGGAAAAAGAACAGAUGGAGGAAGAGAAUGCUCGAAUAUUGGAGUUUGCAAAGCAACAGCAGGCCAGAGAAGAAGAGAGACAGAUGAAAAUGAAAGAGCGGGAGGAGGCAAAGGCUGCUGUGCAAAAGAAACUUGGUGAUCAGAUUGCUAGACAACAACAAGAAGAAGAAGAAAUGGAACAAAUCAGGAAUGAUUUGUACAUGGAGCAGCAAGAACAAAUAGAAAGGCAGAAAGAACGUGAUGAUUUAGAGAAGCAGCUACGCCGACGAAUUGAAUUGCAAGCAGCCCAUGCCCUCCAAAUGCAACUGAAAGCUGAAAGAGAACAAGCGCAGCAUGCUGAGGAGGAACACUUCCGUGAAGAAAUGAUGGCAAAGUUUGCAGAAGAUGAUCGGCUGGAGCAAAUGAAUGCUCAAAAGAGGCGGAUGAAACAACUGGAACACCGUCGUGCAGUUGAGAGAUUGAUUGAGGAUAGACGAAGACAAUUCCAAAUGGAGAAAGAGGCGGAAAUUAAAGCUAGACAAGAAGAAGAAAGACUUGAAGAGCUAAGGAAAGAGAUAAUUGAACAAGAAAGACAGAAGAUGUUGAAAGAACAUGCCACUCACUUGUUGGGCUAUUUACCCAAGGGUGUUUUGCGAGAUGAGCAAGAAGUGGGCAUGUUGGGCACUGAUUUUCAGCGAGUGUAUCAGGAAUCAAAACGAACUGAUCCUUUUUCAGAUGAAAGCUGGAUGAUGUGAAGUGAGAGUAACGUACUCUACCGUUGUAACUCUGCUAUGAGACUCUACUGUACUAGUACUCAAUUGUAGUAUCACAUCUUGUAGAUACUACUGUAUAGUUGCCACUUAUCACUGUCAUCAAUUGUGACAAGCAUUUAGCUCAUGAAACAAAUUGACUAUACUAGCUUUGACAUCUA
Corticium candelabrum is the source of this 1506-nucleotide messenger RNA. Its product is annotated as meiosis-specific nuclear structural protein 1-like. The transcript has 8 exons. The record is from RefSeq and is a predicted model, not a curated record. The coding region runs from base 86 to 1330 and encodes 414 amino acids. Gene Ontology annotation, biological process: cilium organization. Gene Ontology annotation, cellular component: motile cilium. NCBI's taxonomy places the organism in Eukaryota, Metazoa, Porifera, Homoscleromorpha, Homosclerophorida, Plakinidae.